GCAAAGUGACCAGCACUCGGUGUGGAGAUGGGGAACAUGGAUGGGAAGUCCGUGGAGGAGCUGAGCACCACCGAGUGCCACCAGUGGUACAAGAAGUUCAUGACGGAGUGUCCUUCUGGCCAGCUCACCCUCUAUGAGUUCAAACAGUUUUUUGGCUUGAAAAACCUGAGUCCAUCAGCCAACAAAUACGUUGAGCAAAUGUUUGAGACGUUUGACUUCAAUAAGGAUGGCUACAUAGACUUCAUGGAGUAUGUGGCAGCUCUGAGCCUGGUCCUGAAAGGGAAGGUGGAUCAGAAGCUGCGGUGGUAUUUCAAGCUCUAUGACGUGGAUGGGAAUGGCUGCAUUGACCGGGGGGAACUGCUCAACAUCAUCAAAGCUAUUCGAGCCAUCAACCGCUGCAACGAGACGAUGACGGCCGAGGAGUUCACCAACAUGGUGUUUGACAAAAUAGAUAUCAAUGGAGAUGGGGAGCUCUCCCUGGAAGAGUUCAUGGAGGGUGUGCAGAAGGAUGAAGUGCUGCUGGACAUCCUCACCCGCAGCCUGGACCUGACACACAUCGUCCGCUUGAUCCAGAACGAUGGGAAGAACCCACACGAGGCAGAGCAGGAGGCAGAAGAUGCCCAGUAGGCUCCUGGACACCUUCCCAUUGCCUCCACCUUUCCCCCUUGCAUUAUAAAGACAAGUCAGGCUGUGGCUGUGGGAGCUGGUGAGCUGUCCCAGCACCAGUGCCACCAGCGAUAGACUAUCCUGCUAGUGCAGGGACCGGGCUCUGCUCCAAAGGUGCUGCUCCUCUGGCAGAGGGUUCAGGGGAGCCCAGGGCUCACCAGGCACUGCCCUGGCCCUGCCUGGCACAGCUGGUGAGAGGAUAGGCUGCUGUGAAGAAGGGGUGCUGGGAUGGUGGCUCGUUAUGCUGCAAGUGCACAUCUACUCCUGGGACUGCCAAGGAGACCAUGGGGCCUGGAUAUGGCAAGAGAGGAUGCACCAAGGAGAGGAACCUCAGUGAGGCUGAGUCCUGAAAGGAGCCUCAGGGAGGCUGGGUCCUGAGAGGAGCCUCAGAACUCA
Messenger RNA from Dryobates pubescens (Downy woodpecker), 1062 nucleotides. It is a transcript of the gene GUCA1A, whose product is annotated as guanylate cyclase activator 1A. The coding region runs from base 28 to 627 and encodes 199 amino acids. The record is from RefSeq and is a predicted model, not a curated record. The transcript is spliced from 4 exons. Gene Ontology annotation, cellular component: photoreceptor inner segment; cone photoreceptor outer segment. Gene Ontology annotation, molecular function: calcium sensitive guanylate cyclase activator activity; calcium ion binding. NCBI's taxonomy places the organism in Eukaryota, Metazoa, Chordata, Aves, Piciformes, Picidae. Gene Ontology annotation, biological process: positive regulation of guanylate cyclase activity; visual perception.